Molecule: messenger RNA, 996 nt
Organism: Penicillium odoratum
Lineage: Eukaryota; Fungi; Ascomycota; Eurotiomycetes; Eurotiales; Aspergillaceae
Exons: 1
Coding region: 1-996 (331 amino acids)
Source: RefSeq, a predicted model, not a curated record
AUGGUCAACGAACUCGAUGAGCUACCCGAUGGCCUCAUCGGGGGCUACCACGGCCACAGCCUCACCGUGCGCAUCUUGAUGAUUGUCUUUUCCUCAAUCGCCCUGUACAAUGCCAUCGAAUUGUUCAUUUUAAUAUUUCUCACCUUUCAAUCCUAUCGCGGCCUAUAUUUCUGGACCAUGCUUCUGUCCGUCGCCCUUGGUGUCAUCCCCCACUCGAUCGGCUACAUCCUGGAGUUUUUCGCUCUGGCUCCGCUCUGGCUGUCCUUGACCCUGUCAACCAUUGGGUUCUAUGUCAUGGUGCCCGGACAGUCCGUCGUCCUCUAUUCGCGACUACAUCUGGUUGUGCAGAGUCGACCCGUCUUGCGCUUUGUGCUCUGGCUCAUUAUCGUUGACGCGGUUAUUCUCCUCAUUCCCACCACCGUCCUGACCUUUUCCACCGCCUACAUCCAGACCGAACCGUACAUCAGGGGAUACAAUGUGAUGGAGCGCUUGCAGUUGGCCUGGUUCUGUUGCCAGGAGUUUGUCAUCUCCGGAAUCUACAUCUUUGAGACCGUCAAAUUGCUCCAACUCAUGCCAGAUAAGGAUCAGCGCCGGACUAGAAUCAUGUACGAGCUGCUAGCCAUCAACUUUGUCAUCAUUCUCCUAGAUGUCGCCCUGCUGGUGGUGGAGUACAUCGGCUUCUACUCGCUGCAGACCACUUUGAAACCCAUGGUGUACAGCAUCAAACUGAAACUGGAGUUUGGUGUCCUUGGAAAGCUUGUCUCAUUGGUCCAGACCUCACGGUCGACACCGACUUCUGCAGAGCAGGACGAGUUUCCGCAAUUCGUGGACCCGAGUCAGCUCACCACUGACGUCACGCACGCGGCCCCUAUUGAUCGUGUACCGCGCGGGAUGCGCGCAUGGAAUACCAUCUCCAUGGAAAGUUUACCAAUGUCCGAGCGGAUGCGUUCAUCGACGCGAUCCAGAGUGUCCAGCGACAGUGCCAAACCAUCUUGA